This is a messenger RNA of Adineta steineri, 639 nucleotides long. The record is from the annotation of a GenBank genome assembly. NCBI's taxonomy places the organism in Eukaryota, Metazoa, Rotifera, Eurotatoria, Adinetida, Adinetidae.
AUGAUGCAAGAAAUAUUCAACGAUGAAAAUAAUCGAUCAUUGAACUAUACAAAAAUUGAUCGAUGUCAAGAUAAUAUUUGUAUUAAUAAUGAUGAGUAUUACAAACAGAUUAUACAUUCAAAUGAACAUAAUAAUUCGGAUCAAGAUCUAAACAUAAAAAUACUACUAACAAAUCGAUUUCGUUUAAUUUUAUUUAUUUUUUUAUUUUUAACAACACAUACAAAUGCAUUACCUGCAUAUCCAACUCAAAUGAAUUAUAAUCAACCGUCAGUACCUGUUCAAUUAAAUGAUCGCUCUAUAUAUCCCACUCAACAAACAUUUAAAGUCUAUCGACGUUUUCCUACUCAAAUACAACAACAACAACAGCAAUUUAAUAAUAUUCCGAGUUAUUCGAAUGCAGCUAUUGUACAAGUUCAUAGCCAACAAAAUCCAACAAUCUAUGUUCAAAAUUCAAAUGAACAACAAUAUACAUUACAAUUAAGACGUGAACGACAACGUCGUGCAAUGAUUGAUAGAAUGGUUACAUUAUUUGAUGAAGAUGGUAAUGGACAAUUAACAAAAGAUGAAUUAUAUUCAAUGGCUUUACGUUCGAAUGCGUUUCCAAGAUUUCAUUCUUAUCUUAAACAGACAUCAACAUAA